AUGAACAUUGAAAGGACGUGCAUGAGAUUAGAAGAUUUACACGCUAAGCUGUUGCGGCACAAGCGUAAGGAAGUAGAGACCAUGGUUAAACUUGGAAUACUGGCGUCAAGCGUCAAAAAUAGUGAGUAUGAAUCGAAUCCCACUUUGCUGUUUCAGUCUGAGUUAAGAAGCUCGAGCACGCUGCACCAGUCCCAUGGGACCCGGGACCUAGAGAAGCCUGCGCAGCGGAGAAGGUACGUGGCCGUCCUUGACACAAGCAACGCUUUCCACGUAAUAAACAUAAUUGCACCGAAAGGUUGUGAAAACGUUGAUCCAGAGCUUCGCAGCUUUUCACGAGUGGACAUGGAUCAUCACAUCCAUAAGAACAAGCCAGUGAGGGACGGAAGAAAAGGGAAGAAGGACCGCUACAGCUCCGGCGCUGCUAUGACCCACAGCGCGUUUAUAUAG
Molecule: messenger RNA, 447 nt
Organism: Giardia duodenalis
Lineage: Eukaryota; Fornicata; Diplomonadida; Hexamitidae
Exons: 1
Coding region: 1-447 (148 amino acids)
Source: RefSeq, a predicted model, not a curated record